Messenger RNA from Caenorhabditis briggsae, 246 nucleotides. It is a transcript of the gene Cbr-nlp-36, whose product is annotated as Protein CBR-NLP-36. Lineage: Eukaryota; Metazoa; Nematoda; Chromadorea; Rhabditida; Rhabditidae. The coding region runs from base 1 to 246 and encodes 81 amino acids. The record is from RefSeq and is a predicted model, not a curated record. The transcript is spliced from 3 exons.
AUGGCAGUUGACUUGAAACAGCACUUGGAGCUCGCCGACUACUUGGGAGUCGUCGCUGUCUGGUGCAUCUUCUUUUCGAUUCUCUUCGUUCUUUCAGUCAUUUUCAACUUUGUCUGCAUAAAGAAGGAUGACGACAUCACCGCUUUGGAACGCUGGGGAUACAAGAAAAACAUCGGAGUCAAAUUGGGACCCCACAGAAGAUCAAUGGUCGCCCGCCAACUUCCACAGACCAUCGAAAUGGACUAG